Molecule: messenger RNA, 719 nt
Organism: Vombatus ursinus (common wombat)
Lineage: Eukaryota; Metazoa; Chordata; Mammalia; Diprotodontia; Vombatidae
Product: NADH dehydrogenase [ubiquinone] 1 subunit C2-like
Exons: 4
Coding region: 1-573 (190 amino acids)
Biological process (GO): mitochondrial electron transport, NADH to ubiquinone
Cellular component (GO): mitochondrial inner membrane
Source: RefSeq, a predicted model, not a curated record
AUGGCGACUCUUCCUAUGAACGAAACCACUGCGGCCGCGUCCUUUUCCCUUCCGCCAGCAGAGGGAAAGGGGGCGGGCCUUUUCGAACGGCGGAACCUUGGUGCGGCGGCCCCGGACGUUGCGCAGCCGGGGGGACGCCUUUUCUCGGUGCACCGCGCGGUGCCCUUCACCUUGGCCAAAGGAGGAGGCGGCGGCGGCCGUGGGCUUGUCGAGAUGAGUGUGAGGCCCAAUUCCAUCCCGCUGCAGUUCCUGCCCGAUGAGGCCCGGAGCCUGCCACCGCCGAAGCUGACGGACCCGCGGAUCCUCUACACGGGCUUCAUGGGGUACUGCGCGGGGCUGUUGGAUAACCUGCUCAAUCGCCGGCCGGUGGUGACCGCUGGUUUACAUCGCCAGCUCCUGUAUGUCACUUCAUUCUUUUUUGUGGGAUAUUACCUUAUUAAACGCCAAGAUUUUAAGUAUGCUGAAAGGGACCGUGAUAUGUUUCAGUAUAUGAAAUUGCAUCCAGAAGAUUUUGAAGAAAAGGAAAAGAAAACUUAUGCUGAAAUUCUUGAAGACUUUUAUCCAGUUCGCUGAAACUUCUCACCCUGUCUGCUCUUAUUUCUUUCCCAAGAGCUUUUGUUCAUGAACUCAAUGGGAUGGAUUUCUAAUAUAUCUCAAAUUCAUGUGUGAUGAAAAAAUUAAGAUCUUCUAAUUAAAUGAGUGACAUGAAUACAUAACUA